Molecule: messenger RNA, 2082 nt
Organism: Cladophialophora yegresii CBS 114405
Lineage: Eukaryota; Fungi; Ascomycota; Eurotiomycetes; Chaetothyriales; Herpotrichiellaceae
Exons: 2
Coding region: 1-2082 (693 amino acids)
Biological process (GO): transmembrane transport
Cellular component (GO): membrane
Molecular function (GO): sulfate transmembrane transporter activity
Source: RefSeq, a predicted model, not a curated record
AUGGCUUCAAAGGUUGUCAAUAAUGUCAAAACCUCACUCCAGACGGACGUGAACUGGAAACAGGCCCGCCGCUAUGCCGGCGUUGGCUUCCGUCGCGCUCCCUCUGCCACCGCCACCUACAUUCUCGAGAAGGUGCCUAUCGUGGGCUGGUUGCCACGAUAUAACUAUCGAUGGCUCAUCAACGACUUCAUCGCUGGUCUCACGAUCGGCAUCAUGCUCGUCCCUCAGGGACUGGCGUAUGCCAAGAUCGCCACCAUUCCAGUCCAGUAUGGGCUGAUGGCGAGUUGGUUCCCGGGUAUCUUGUAUGCGUUCAUGGGGACCUCGAAAGAUCUCUCCACUGGUCCAACUUCACUGAUCGGCCUGCUCACCGCAGAGAUUGUCAAGGGCCUCGUCAAGGAGGGCUACCAGGCACAAGAGGUAGCCGCGGCUGUCGCUCUGGGCAUGGGCAUCUACGGCAUGGCCUUGGGAUUUCUAAAACUCGGAUUCCUCUUGGACUUCGUCUCCACACCCGUCUUGAAUGGCUUCAUUUCUGCCGCCGCAAUCGUCAUUGCUCUAGGCCAGGGUGCUUCUCUCCUAGGCGAGGAUGGCGGCAGCAGCAAAACGGCGGGUGAGAUCCACAACAUCUUCUCGCAGUUGCCGGACGCCAGUGGAUUGACCUGUGCAAUUGGCUUCACUGCAAUUUUCAUCCUCGUGGCUCUCGAACAAGUGGGCAAAAGGUGGGGAAGUAAGAACCGCAUCGCGUUCUACCUGUCCAUCAGCCGUGCAUUUAUUUGCGUUCUGUUGUACACGGGAAUCAGCUAUGCCGUCAACCACAAAAAGGAUUCAGAUGACUACCUUUGGUCUGUUGCCAAGGUCAAAUCCGACGGCAUCCAGGCCAAGGCAGUGGACAGCAAGCUCUUUACCAAGGUCAUCGGCCGCAGUAUUGCUCCGUUUGUGGCUGCUGCUCUUGAACAUACCGCAAUCGCCCGCGGCUUUGGACUUCGCAACAAUUACGUCCCCGACAUUUCUCAGGAGCUCUGCUACCUUGGCGUGGCGAACAUGGUCAACAGCUUCUGGGGCGCCAUGGGCGUGGGUGGAGCCAUGUCAAGAACAUCAGUCAACUCAGGCUGCAAAGUCCGCUCACCUCUCGGAGGCGUCAUCACCACCGCAGUGGUCUUGAUCACCAUUUACGAACUUACUGGUGCCCUGUACUGGAUCCCGAAGGCCGUCCUUUCCGCCAUUGUCAUCACUGCUGUCUGGCCAUUGUUUGGCACCUGGCGCACGUACUACCACUACUGGCGGACAUCCUUCACCGACUUCGUGGCGGCAAUGCUUACCUUCUGGUUGACCCUGUUCAAGUCCUCCGAAAUCGGUAUCGGUACGGGCGUUGGCUGGUCUAUUUUCGUCUGCCUGGUGCGACAGGCAUUCAAGCAUAUCAACAACGUCAAUUCGUCAUCGGGUUCUGAACUUGUGCAGUCGAUUGACGACUCGAAGCGCAUGCCUGACCAUAUCCCAGCCGAUACGCAGAUUUUCACGUUCGCUGAAUCAAUGUUCUUCCCGAACGCACAGAGGUUCAAGACCUUGAUCGUGGACGUGGUGAAAACACAUCACGCGCCUUUUCACAUGUCACCUGAGAAUAUCGAGGCUGAGCGGACAUGGUCUGUCGUGGGCGAAAAGAGAGUUGCGAGACUCAGAAGGGAGGCUGGCAUCAGCAAUAUGUCAACUCUGCCUCCUCUGCGACUCCUGAUCCUCGACUUCACCAAAUCCAAUCAUCUCGACAGCACAGCCAACUUGAAGCUUCACGAGCUGUACAAUGAGGUCAAGAAGUACUCGGGCGACAAAGUCGAGAUCAGAUUCGUUGGGCUAAACCCAUACGUGCGCUCUCGAUUCGAGCGCGCUGAGCCGGGUUGGUCCCUGGUUGACGCAUCAGAGCAUACUGCAUCAGAAACGAAGUCGGAGUCGGAAGUCGCAGUGGCGCCGAAGGAUCCGGUUAUCAAGGUAUACCGCAGCUGCAGGGAUGCCAUGGCUGAUGCAAGGCACGAAGAGCCCCGAGAGAUUGUUAUGGAUGAGAAGAUGCCAACGGAACAUUAUGAGACGGUUUGA